This is a messenger RNA of Anopheles cruzii, 1422 nucleotides long. RefSeq names its product protein jagunal (gene jagn). The record is from RefSeq and is a predicted model, not a curated record. Gene Ontology annotation, biological process: endoplasmic reticulum organization; vesicle-mediated transport. NCBI's taxonomy places the organism in Eukaryota, Metazoa, Arthropoda, Insecta, Diptera, Culicidae. Bases 183 to 782 code for a protein of 199 amino acids. Gene Ontology annotation, cellular component: endoplasmic reticulum membrane. The transcript is spliced from 4 exons.
GAUUGGUCGCUCUGAUACGUGUUCCGCUAGUGCGUGCGUGUAGGUGAUGUUGUGAACACACGGUGCCCGUGAAACGCGGAACACGGAAUCACUGCCGUUCUGCUGAACAACGAACCAGCACCGUUCGCGGCGAGUCGCACAAACUCCACCGGCAACAACUCCGAUUCAGCAGCGACCACACGAUGGCUUCCCGGGGCGGACCGAUGGUCCUCGGCACGGACGGUGCCGACUUCGAGCACAGGCAACGCGUGGCCGCACACUACCAAAUCAGCGCACUGAACAAAUCCCGGUUAAAGUACUGCAUUUUCUUCCACUAUCUGCUGUUUUUCGUGAUGCUAGUCAAACUGUCGGCAGACAUCCUCGAUCGGCUGGACAUAUUUAUCCUGGAAAUCGAAGAGCUGCAGAUACCGCAGCCCCUCUGGUGGGAGUACUUCUGGUGCCUCUCCGUGUUCCUGUCAUUCGUCGGGCUUGCCGCCGCCCGCGGUAAUCGCGUCAAUGAUAUGAAAAAGUACAUGGUUGGUAUCAGCACGGUCGCCUUCGUGCCGCUCCUGUACUGUAUCUUCUACUACAUGAACGACGUGCUGGAGUACAUUAGCUUGGAGCAAGGCACCGAACUCGACGAUACCGAUAUUCUCGUCUGGCAGGUAAUUGGCUAUCCGUACGGGCUGCUGUGGUACGGGUUCGUGCUUUUGGCCUUCCAAGUGCACUUUUUCUCGCUGUUCUUUGCCUGGAACCUGAUCAAAGCCUGGAGGGCACGUGGCGCACUGAGAAAAGCUCAAUAGAAUGGGAAUCGGCUCGGUGCCGCGAUCGUGCAAAACGUAGCCCCACCAACACGUAUCAAUCUAAGCAACAAAUGAAGUGAGAGAGAGAGAGAACACAACGACCUGCACGUGUUCGAAGCGCCGGGCGGGCGGAGCUCCAUCCAACAAACAACUCCUUGCUCGACAAAGACAAUACUCUUAGUGCGAAACGUUAUGAUUCUGCGAGAGCAGCAGCUGCUCUAACUUGUAGACUGUUUUGUUUUGUUUUUGAUCAAUUUCUUUAUUUGAGUAUCCGAUAAACUUUCGUUUACAAAACGCUAGUAGAAAAACAAUCGACAACAACGCUUAAACUAUCAUCUGAAUGUGAAGGCUACGAAAAAGAUACCUAAUUAUUGGUCCAGUUUUGAAAUGACAACAACAAUGCGGUGUAUCAACCGGGAAGGAUAUUACAGGAAAAAGAAAACAUACAACCCCCGCCACAAUGGGUUAACGAACACGAACACACCGACUGACAGAUUUGAAUUUUCAUGUUAGAGUUGUUUCUAGGUUGCAAACAUAACGAAGCCAGUGCGGAAGCUUAAAAACUGUUACGAUGACGAAGGAAGUGCUGGAAAUACCGAAAUAAACCUACAAGGAUCUGGAACCGGUUUUGGGUUGUGUU